Molecule: messenger RNA, 1164 nt
Organism: Micropterus dolomieu (smallmouth bass)
Lineage: Eukaryota; Metazoa; Chordata; Actinopteri; Centrarchiformes; Centrarchidae
Product: zinc finger protein Gfi-1b-like
Exons: 6
Coding region: 69-1004 (311 amino acids)
Biological process (GO): regulation of transcription by RNA polymerase II
Cellular component (GO): nucleus
Molecular function (GO): RNA polymerase II cis-regulatory region sequence-specific DNA binding; DNA-binding transcription factor activity, RNA polymerase II-specific
Source: RefSeq, a predicted model, not a curated record
UGCCAGCAACGAAGACACAAGAAAAACUCUCAACAUUCAGCUGUGCAAUUCAGAGUCACCAUUUUGCCAUGCCACGGUCGUUCCUCGUCAAGAGCAAAAGGACUCAUCUCCUUGGCCCAUCUAAGGACUCCUUUAGACAACACUCCCAGCCCCAAACAGACACUGAACAGCCUGUGCAACAUGCAGUGGGACGGGACAGGAGGUAUCCUGAAGAUGUUGAGCAGCAUUUCUCCCCCAUGUUAGGGGUCAAAGAUCUCCUGGCAGAAGCCUGCUCACCGUGGGAUGGGAUGGCAGCCCAAGGUCAAAGUGCCCUAACAGAUGAUACUUGGCCUUCAGCCCCUGUGGAGAGCAGAGACACUCCUCUGCCGGUCUCAGUGGACAGACACCAGGCAUCUGAAAGAGAGAGAGAACUGGAGAAAUUGGUCUUCAUGCUACUCAACCACACAUCCCACACUGACCUCAGAUCCCCUGUCAGUGAAUGUCCGCUCUGUGAAAAGUCUCUUUCAGAAGCGCUUAUUUCAGGAAAUGGCCUGCAGGCCCACGUUUGCAACACCUUCUCUGUCCCAUUGAUUAGAUCACCCACAGCCACGACCAAUCUGCCAUUUGGCUUCAAAGCAAUUGGCAGCUGUGGAAGAGCUAAGGAACGUAGCUUUGGCUGCAAGGUGUGUGGAAAGGUGUUCAAGCGUUCGUCCACCCUGUCCACACACCUACUCAUCCACUCAGACACGAGGCCCUACCCCUGCCAGUACUGCGGAAAAAGGUUCCACCAGAAGUCAGACAUGAAGAAACACACUUUCAUACACACAGGUGAGAAACCACAUGUGUGCAAGGUCUGCGGUAAAGGAUUCAGCCAAAGCUCCAACCUCAUCACCCACAGCCGAAAGCACAGCAGCUACCGGCCUUUCAGCUGCGCCUGCUGUCAGCGCAGCUUCCAGCGCAGGGUUGACCUACAGCGCCACCAAGAGACGGAGUGUGGUUAUGGAGACAUGUACACUCGCAGCUGAAUCUGUGAAGCAAUGACGUGAUGGCAAAACUGGGUGAAAUGGCAUUUGUAAAUACUUUUUGAUCAUUAACAAUUGUAAAAAAACAACAACAAAUGCAUCAAGUAAAGACCUAAGGCUGAAAAUGUAAGAUAAAUAUUAAUAAAAUGUGAUUGUGUAAAUA